AUGAAGUCCCAAGCCGUCCUCUCUGUUCUCUUCGCCGCUUGCAGCGUCAUGGCCGCUCCAAUUGAUAACCAGAUCAACGAGCUGGCCUGCACCCUUUCCGGUGACAUGGCCUGCGCCGGUGUUGUCGAGAAGCGCGAGGAGCCCGAGAUCAACGAGCUCGCCUGCACUCUUUCUGGCGACAUGGCCUGCGCCGGUGUUGUCGAGAAGCGCGAGGAGCCCGAGAUCAACGAGCUCGCCUGCACUCUUUCUGGCGACAUGGCUUGCGCCGGCGUUGUCGAGAAGCGCGAGGAGUCCGAAAUCAACGAGCUCGCCUGUACCCUUUCCGGCGACAUGGCCUGCGCCGGUGUUGUCGAGAAGCGCGAGGAGCCCGAGAUCAACGAGCUCGCCUGUACUCUUUCUGGCGACAUGGCUUGCGCCGGCGUUGUCGAGAAGCGCGAGGAGUCCGAAAUCAACGAGCUCGCCUGUACCCUUUCUGGCGACAUGGCCUGCGCCGGUGUUGUCGAGAAGCGCGAGGAGCCCGAGAUCAACGAGCUCGCCUGUACCCUUUCCGGUGAUAUGGCCUGCGCUGGUGUUGUCGAGAAGCGCGAGGAGCCCGAGAUCAACGAGCUCGCCUGCACUCUUUCCGGUGACAUGGCCUGCGCCGGUGUUGUCGAGAAGCGCGAGGAGCCCGAGAUCAAUGAGCUCGCCUGUACCCUUUCCGGUGAUAUGGCCUGCGCUGGUGUUGUCGAGAAGCGCGAGGAGCCCGAGAUCAACGAGCUCGCCUGCACUCUUUCCGGUGAUAUGGCUUGCGCCGGCGUUGUCGAGAAGCGCGAGGAGCCCAAGAUCAACGAGCUCGCCUGUACCCUCUCGGGUGAUAUGGCCUGCGCAGGUGUUGUGGAGUAG
Penicillium vulpinum is the source of this 882-nucleotide messenger RNA. RefSeq lists its product as uncharacterized. The record is from RefSeq and is a predicted model, not a curated record. The transcript has a single exon. Lineage: Eukaryota; Fungi; Ascomycota; Eurotiomycetes; Eurotiales; Aspergillaceae. Bases 1 to 882 code for a protein of 293 amino acids.